AUGAGGGUGCGACCUGGACAAUACAUCAAUCUUUGGCUGCCGUCAGUCAGUCUGCGGUCAUGGAUGCAGACACACCCGUUCACUGUCACAUCAUGGUCUAGAGAUCACCAGGAUACCAUGGAACUUCUCGUGCAGCCACGCCAUGGUUUAACCGCGGAUCUUCUUCGCUACGCUCCUACAGUUGCUGAAGGCUCGGUCUCCUUCUUAGCAUUCUUUACUGGUCCUCAUGGAAUUAGUGAGCAUGUGGACCGAUAUGAAAGCGUCUUGGUGAUUGCUAGUGGAUUUGGAAUUGCCACAGUUCGCCGACUGCAUUUAGUCUGGCAGGUAGAGCUGAUCAGUGAGAUUAUCGCAGCUCAGGAUCUGCUUAAUAAUCUGUUAAAGGACGACAUCAUGGAUGACGGCUAUAUACUCAACAUCUCAAUUUACGUUUCAAGCGGCCUCGAGCGGAACAAAGUACCCUUCGGUCAGCACAAACGAGUAUUUCUUUACCAAGGAGUACCAGAUUAUCGAAAUGUAAUCUCGCUCGAGGCGUCCGGAGAGCAGAUUGAGAGAUUACCCAACAUCCGGGAUGAGCAAGGUCGAACGCUGGUGAUGGGCUGGUAA
Aspergillus oryzae RIB40 is the source of this 603-nucleotide messenger RNA. RefSeq names its product NADPH oxidase family protein. Gene Ontology annotation, cellular component: plasma membrane. The transcript is spliced from 4 exons. Bases 1 to 603 code for a protein of 200 amino acids. Gene Ontology annotation, biological process: copper ion import; intracellular iron ion homeostasis; iron ion transport. Lineage: Eukaryota; Fungi; Ascomycota; Eurotiomycetes; Eurotiales; Aspergillaceae. The record is from RefSeq and is a predicted model, not a curated record. Gene Ontology annotation, molecular function: ferric-chelate reductase activity.